CACAAAUACCCCUCCUCCGCUCCUUUUUGUUUCUUCAUCGUAUCUGGUCCGACUGGAAUUUCUGGUUGAGAAUUCCGAGACUUCUCAGACUUCAUCAUGUCUUUCGGCAAGCUCUAUACCUUCGAUGGCAACGCCCGCUCGACUGUCCUCCGAGCUGUUGCAAAGGCCAAUAACUUGGACAUUGAGGUCGUCACAACUAAGCCAGCGGGAGGCGUCUCCGCUGAGUACCUGAAGCUCAACCCCUUGGGCAAGAUCCCUACCUUCCAGGGUGCCGAUGGCUUUGUCCUGACUGAGGUUCUUGCAAUUGCUAUUUACCUUGCUUCUCAAAACGAGAAGACAACUUUGCUGGGCAAGACCAAGCAGGAUUAUGCCACCAUCUUGCGUUGGGCAUCUUUCGCCAAUUCCGAGAUUCUUCCUCCCCUCGGCUCCUGGUUCAGUCCUUUGCUCGGCAAGGAGGCUUACAACAAGAAGUCGGUUGAGGACGCGGAGAAGAAGGUUCUUAAGGCCGUCUCCGUUCUUGAGAAGCACCUCCAACUGAACACCUACCUUGUCGGCGAAAGACUCACUCUUGCUGACCUUUUCGCCACCUCGGUCCUCGCCCGUGGCUUCCAGUACGUCUUCGGCAAGGCGUGGCGUGCUGAGUACCCCAACGUUACUCGUUGGUUUGAGACCAUUUUCAACCAGGAGAUUUACUCUGCGGUCGCUGGUCAGCUCAACUUCAUCGAAGAGCCCAUCAAAUACCAGCCCCCCAAGAAGGAGGCUGCUCCCAAGAAGGAGGCUCCUAAGCCCGCCGCCGCUCCCCAGGCGGCUGAGGAGGAGCCUAAGCCGGCGCCCAAGCCCAAGCAUCCCCUCGAAGCUCUUGAGAAGCCCACUCUGCCCAUUGACGAAUGGAAGAGGAAGUACUCCAACGAGGAAACUCGCGAGACUGCUCUUCCUUGGUUCUGGGAGACCUAUAAGCCCGAGGAAUACUCUCUCUGGAGGGUCGACUACAAAUACAACGAUGAGCUCACCCUUCCUUUCAUGUCCAACAAUCUCAUUGGCGGAUUUUUCACGCGUCUCGAGGCAAGCCGUAAGUACCUCUUCGGCGCUGCGUCGGUAUAUGGUGUCACAAAUGACUCCGUAAUUGCCGGUGCGCUCCUCGUCCGGGGUCAGGACAUUGUCCCCGCUGUCGACGUGGCUCCCGACUGGGAGAGCUAUGCUUUCUCCAAGCUUGAUCCUACCAAGCCGGAGGACAAGGAGUUCGUCAGCGACCAAUGGGCCUGGGACAAGCCCAUUGUCGUUAACGGCAAGACCUACGACUGGGCCGACGGCAAGGUUUUCAAGUAAAUUAUUUCUAAAUUUCCUCUGAUACCAUUCUUCUGGCCUCACACGGCGUGCUAUUGAUGUGCCUGAAUUAUUGCACUUGCUAUAAGAUCCUGAUUCCUUAUUCGGAGUUACACGAUGCGACGCGACACGAUACAAUGGGAUUUACGGGAACAUUUGAAAGUACUGCCGUGUCAGCUUUAGCUAGUGAUUACGAAUUCACGUCUAAAUUUUAAGAACAAAAAAGGAGUUCAUAAUGAUUCAAGUGUUCUAUCUACCGCUGGAAGCCUUCCUAUGUGCCUUGAUUAUCCAGAGCAGAAUGCAUUUCAUGUGCUCGAGCCUAAAAAGCGAAUGCUCAGUGCCUUCAUUGGAUCGAUGCUAUUGGGCACCCAAUCUCAAGUCCCUUUCAGAGAUGUCCACAAGAUUAUUUGUCUUUUCAAACCAAUCUUCAUGUGACACGAUUCAACUUCAACAUUCUUCUAGGCGUG
Messenger RNA from Xylona heveae TC161, 1790 nucleotides. RefSeq names its product eEF1-gamma domain-containing protein. The coding region runs from base 97 to 1326 and encodes 409 amino acids. Lineage: Eukaryota; Fungi; Ascomycota; Xylonomycetes; Xylonales; Xylonaceae. Gene Ontology annotation, biological process: translational elongation. Gene Ontology annotation, cellular component: cytoplasm; nucleus. The record is from RefSeq and is a predicted model, not a curated record. Gene Ontology annotation, molecular function: translation elongation factor activity. The transcript has 5 exons.